UUUAGUGAUGUGUGGAUGAUCACUUCUCUUUGGUUCAGAGGUGACAACUGCCAUGAUUAUGUCCUAAAACAGGCCCCCCAGAUCGCCCUGGACCUGAUCUUUGAGCCUCAAGAUCAACCAAUAUCGUUCUCUCUUGUAAAAAUCAAAUUCUCUUCUCUCUCUCUCUCUCUCGCUCUGUCUCUCUCUCUGAGCAGAGGCAGGCAACAGAACGAGGAGGCAUCACACAAGAAGAAGAAGGAGAAAGGAUGGCAGGUGCAGGUUGGGCAGCCAAAGUCCCCACCAUCGCCUCUCGUGUCUACUUCCUCCUCAUCAUCCUUCAGAUACCCCUCUUCAGGGUGCCUUGCAGAUCUGGACUAUGCACGACGCCGAUGGCGGUCACUUCGUCCCAGUUAAUCUCCAGCGACGUCUUCCCUACUGCCGCAGUGAAGGCUCUUCUUUACCCUGGUGCGGUGGUAGACGGCCUCAUCUCAACCAUGACCAUCCCUAAAUGGAACGACAUACUCGACCUGUACAAUCUAACGGCUGCUAAAAGUGCAUCUGCAAUGGUGGAUCUUCAGCGCCUCGAGGUUCUUGCUGGAAGUUACUUUUCUGUUGCCGGAGCCUUCGUGGGCCUCAUGAAACCAGGAAGGAUGAGCAUGUUUGGAACACUUCUAGUUGUAUGGGGCCUUGUCAAAGAAAGCUUUCUUGGAAAGCCACCAAAUACAGAUCCAGCAACCGCAGUUUUCAUCUACCCAACAAUGUUCUUUGCUCUGUUUUGCGCAUUUUCAUCUGUGAAAUAUGACUUAAAUAGGGUGACCAGAAAGCAACAGGCUCGGCCAGCUGCAAAACCACUGCAAAGCUCAGCCAAAUCCAAGCUAAAAUGAGAUAUGAUGGAUGAUUUUUUUUUUUUUUUGUUGAACUUUGUUUGGAGAACCAUCAAAAGACUGUCCAAGCAGGAUUUUUCAGAAAACUUUGUUCUUGAAUGGUUUGUUAUUAAGAAAAGCAGCAUCCUUUUGGUUUGUGCAGUUACAUAA
This is a messenger RNA of Nymphaea colorata (pocket water lily), 1013 nucleotides long. RefSeq lists its product as uncharacterized. The transcript has 3 exons. The record is from RefSeq and is a predicted model, not a curated record. NCBI's taxonomy places the organism in Eukaryota, Viridiplantae, Streptophyta, Magnoliopsida, Nymphaeales, Nymphaeaceae. Bases 246 to 863 code for a protein of 205 amino acids.